This is a messenger RNA of Lobosporangium transversale, 2364 nucleotides long. RefSeq names its product Sec1-like protein. NCBI's taxonomy places the organism in Eukaryota, Fungi, Mortierellomycota, Mortierellomycetes, Mortierellales, Mortierellaceae. The record is from RefSeq and is a predicted model, not a curated record. Bases 31 to 2364 code for a protein of 777 amino acids. The transcript is spliced from 7 exons. Gene Ontology annotation, cellular component: secretory granule; plasma membrane. Gene Ontology annotation, biological process: vesicle-mediated transport; intracellular protein transport. Gene Ontology annotation, molecular function: syntaxin binding.
GUCUCGCUCGGACCCUAAAAGCAUGCAUGCAUGCAUGCAUUUCAAUUCAUCUCGUUCUAUUGUAUGAAUAUAAGAAAUGCAAUUUAUGCUUCCCUUAUUCGUCUCUCUCAAUCUCUUUCUUCCCUCUCUUCCUCUUCCAUUCUUCUGUUGCCUUUUGGCUGUAUAUUGUUUGCUAAUGACAUUUCAACAGGUAUCAUGGACACCAUCGACUCUGUUCAACCUCCAGAGCGAUACAAGAUUGUUGUUUUGGAUGCAAAAACAAACAAGAUUGUCCUCAGUGCAUGCAAGAUGUUCGACAUUAUGGACCGGAAUGUCACAUUGGUUGAGAUGCUGGAGAGCAACCGUCAGGCAUAUACUUCGCUCGAAGCUUUGUAUCUACUGACGCCUUGCAUGGAGUCUGUCCAACGCCUUAUGGACGACUAUCCUAUAGAUAGUCCAACAGGCAAAUAUAAAGCUGCUCAUGUCCUCUUCACAGCUCCUCUUGAGGACAGAUUAUUUGAUCGCCUUACAAAAUCAUCAGUCUCAAAAUACAUCAAGUCGCUCAAGGAGUUGUUUAUUGACUUUACAGCUAUUGAAUCGCGAGUAUUUUCAUUUGAGUCACCAUCCAGUUUCUAUACAUUAUACUCUCCAUCAAAAAAACUGGAUCUACCGGCUGAACUGGAUGCAAUUUCAAAACAACUCGUUUCAGUAAUUGCAACAUUUGGCGACUUUCCAUCUAUCAGAUACUUUCGCCCCCCAGAAACUUUAGACGGGAGGAGAACCCAAUCUAUGAAGUUGGCAAUGCUGCUUCAAACCGAGCUUGAAGCUUACGUCAGAUCCAACCCAGAAAUGGCAGGAAAGUCACAAGGCCAAGGGACGCUGCUAAUCCUGGAUAGAUCAAUUGAUCCAAUUGCAGCUAUUGUACAUGAAUUCACAUAUCAAGCAAUGGCUAAUGAUCUUUUGCCGAUUGAGGAUGGCACAAAAUACACAUACGAGAUCGAGAACGCAGCAGGCGACAUGGAAUCAGUGUCAGUUGUGAUUGAUGAAUCGGAUGAAGUCUUCAUGGAUAUCCGUCACGCACACAUUGUGGAAACAGCCAGCACAUUGACUGCAAAAUUCAACAAAUUUGUGGAAGAGAACGAGGCCCUAAGGGGUGAUAAAGAUAAAGUGGCGAGCCUCAGAAAUAUGAAGGAUCAACUUGCCAAUCUCCCAAAGUAUCAAGAUAUGAAGGCCAAGUACUCUACUCAUAUUCAUAUGGCAAAGGAAUGUAUGAAGAUCUUUGAAAAGUUCAAGAUCAACGAACUUGGACUCGUGGAACAACAACUUGCCACAGGAGAGACUGUAGAUGGCCACUUGCCAAAGCAGGUUCUUGCAGAAAUGGUACCGUUCCUGGAUGACCCUCAAGUCAGCACCAUGGAUAAAAUCCGGUUGCUGAUGUUGUACAUGAUUUGUCGCGAAGGUCUGCGCGCAGAGGAUCGCGAGCUGCUGUUUGAACAUGCCAAGAUCUCGGAAGGAAAUGCAGAAGCUAUUCAGAAUCUAGGAUUGCUUGGCGUUAAUGUAGAAAGAGGUGGCUCAAAACCAAGGACAAAAAGGAAGCCAUUCUAUCCUCGAAAAAGAGCAGAGGACGAGGAACAGCCUUAUGACCUGUCACGAUAUAUUACAAAGUUAAAAAGGGUUGUGGAGGAUCAUAUCAAUGGUUCUUUAGACCCCACCCUUUUUCCAUAUACCACAGAGGCGCCUACAGAUUCAAGCGAGGCUAGUAGAUCACUCCGCAAGACACCUCAGCCAGCAUGGGAAACAAGGAAGCCAAACGUGAAAGGAUCACGUCUCUUAGUUUUCGUUGCAGGAGGAGUAACUUACUCUGAGAUCCGUGCCAUGUAUGAGCUCUGUCAAUCAAUGGGACGUGACAUCAUCAUCGGUUCGACUCAUAUAAUCACACCAAGGCAAUUUAUUUAUAACCUUCGAUACUUGGCCAGAGGGCCACCAAAGCCCACACUACCCAUCAUUCCACCGUACAAAGCCCCAGCACCUCCGGCCUCGGCAUUGGCACACGGCCACUCACCCCAACGACCAGGGCCAGGACCUUCCUCUCAGCCACCUAGAUCAGGACCCACUCCUCCAAACUCAGCUCCAGGUCGACCAGGACCAGGACCACCACCGUCAUCUUCACCUCAUCGACCCAUCACACCGGAUCACAGAUCCGGCGGCGGACAAGCUCCUGGCGGUAUGAGGACCAUUCAGAAGGAUGCCUCUGGCCGCUUCGUUGCCCCGCCUACUCCUCAUGCAGUCCCACCGCCUCGAUCCCCUGCGCCUCCGCCCAUGCAAGCUCAAGCUGCUGAGCCAUCUGCUGAAAAGAAGAAGGGACGCAUGUUUGGUUUUAUCUAA